Messenger RNA from Aspergillus glaucus CBS 516.65, 538 nucleotides. RefSeq lists its product as uncharacterized. The transcript has 2 exons. Bases 171 to 389 code for a protein of 72 amino acids. NCBI's taxonomy places the organism in Eukaryota, Fungi, Ascomycota, Eurotiomycetes, Eurotiales, Aspergillaceae. The record is from RefSeq and is a predicted model, not a curated record.
CGGGAACUCAUCAGUUUUCGUCAAGGCAGAACGCCGGCUUUUAUCUUCAAUGCCCAAAAGGGAAGAUAGUCACAUGUUCGAGACUCCUCGAAGGAACUACAGUUGCGCUACCAGAAUGGGCAAACCAUGGGGAAUACUACUUAAAGGAUGGGCUCCUAAGCGGAAUAGUUAUGUGGCAUGGUGUCCUUGAUCGUCAGCGGCGGAUUCAUGGCGAUUUGGCUUGUCAUAAGUGGGGAUUUCAGACCGCGUCUACCCUAUUUCUAUCUCUCAUGGGCACUAUUGGCCUUAUCAUCCUUCAAACAUCACAUCUCCUAUUCCACAUUGACAUAAAACAGGAAGAUACAAAAGACACUCGUCGUCUUCCAUUAUAUCCAGUCAAGCUAUCUUGACACCUGACUUACAAUGCAAUCCAGCCUUAACCAGAUGAUUACUUCUUGUGUUCUCUAUUCUAGUGGUGUCCUUCAUCCCUGGUUCCUAUAGUGGCGGUAUGCUGAAGGCAUGAACUGUCACGGAGCUCAGCCAGGUUAAUGGAACAUCA